AUGCUGUCCAACGCCCUCACGCCGCUAGCGGCGCUCAACGCCCACAUGAUGACGCCCGUGCACCCGACAGCCUACCCGUUCCCGUGGGCCACGACGCUCCACGCCCUCCGCGUCUCUCUCGCCUACCGUGGAAUCUGCAAGGGCUUCAAGGCCCGUCGCAGGGCACAGGGCAAGAAGGACGACGAGCUUCAAGUCGGCAUGCUUCGCGAGGCCGCCGGAUUCCUGGUCAUGGCCUGGGGCGGUAGCUUCCUCUCCAACUACAUCCUCACACAGAUCCCCGGCCAGCUGAUUAGCGUGCAGCCGUGGCUCAACUACCUCUCGGUGCACUAUGCCGUCGGGUUCCUCCUCACCCUCUUCCCCGCCCCCUCUGCCCGCCUCCUCGACCUGUGCCUGCCCGUCCUGGACGGAGCCACGCGGACCGCCGCAACGCUGGGCGGCAUCAAUCUGGUCCUCAACCACGUCAACCCGGCCGUCCGUUCCUCGUGGCUCCUCCAGGUGCUCAUCGCCACCAUCUCGGCGUCCGGAGGCGGAAUCUCGGCCUUUACCCUCAACGUCUUUGACCCCGUCGGAUGGAGCUUCUCUACGCCCCCCUUCCUCACGUUUUCGCGCCUGGUCGAGUUUACCGACAUCCUGGCGCCCAUGAUCGCCGCCCUCGCCUUUGGCGUCGUCACACAGUCCCACCCGGCCUAUACCAACCUCGUCCAGUCUUCGAGCCUCACCUCGCUCCUCGGCGUGCACGGCGCAAAGAUGUCGGCCCCCGCCUUCUCGCCCGACCGCGCCAGGGCGCUCGUCACCCUCAUCAUCGCCACCUGCUUCUGGGCAAAGGCCAUGGUCACCCACCUCUUGGCCCCCGUCACCCCGCCCGCUUCCGCAUCGACCAGCGUCAAGAAGAUCGCCGCCCCUGCCAGGUCGAGCGGCAGCAGGGCCAGCACCCCGUCCACGCCUUCCACCAGGAGCAGGAAGGCCGCCAACAAGGUCGAGGCCUGA
This is a messenger RNA of Pseudozyma flocculosa PF-1, 987 nucleotides long. RefSeq lists its product as uncharacterized. Bases 1 to 987 code for a protein of 328 amino acids. The transcript has 2 exons. The record is from RefSeq and is a predicted model, not a curated record. Lineage: Eukaryota; Fungi; Basidiomycota; Ustilaginomycetes; Ustilaginales; Ustilaginaceae.